Molecule: messenger RNA, 450 nt
Organism: Ostertagia ostertagi
Lineage: Eukaryota; Metazoa; Nematoda; Chromadorea; Rhabditida; Trichostrongylidae
Source: the annotation of a GenBank genome assembly
AUGACUAAAAAUCUGUCCAGGGAUAUAAUAGAAAGUGACAAGCAUAUUUUCGCUGGUGAUUCUCUUUCGAGCUUGAAAGUUGCUGCUAGUGGUGUACCGCAGGCUGGAGUGCUCUCACCUGUUCUGUUCAAUAUCUGUACUGCCGAUCUCCAUCAGUGCACACAAAGUCUUGAUGUGGUUAAUGACUCCGUUUCUGACGCGGCUCUUGAGCAAGCUAUAGACUUCAAUGCCGAGGAUCGUAAUGUGAAGAAAAAGACAGACAAGGAUUUGGCCCAAGUUGAGGGAUUGGCGAAAGGAACGAAAAUCGGAAUUCUCGCCUUGCGGCCUCAUGUCGCGACCUCGUCUCUUCGCACGGUAACUCUUUGUUCGAUGAAGAAGGAACCAUCGCCGCUGGACAUGGGAAAUCACCAACCGGCACGCACACGUGUUCCGAGCUCGAAUCACAAUUAA